AUGUCUGACCGUCUCACACAGCUACAGAUCUGUCUAGACCAGCUUGUGGCGCAGUUCAAUGCCACCGUGAACUACGUCAACACGCAGGGAGAUUUGGCUCCACUCGAUGAAGACAAGACCUCAGUGAUCAACUUGGCUGCUAAUGCCCCACUUCCAGGAACAAAGAAGGAGGCGGCCACAGAACAGGCUAGUCAGGCUGCAAACUCUGAAGCAAGCGGCGCAACGUCGCGUCCAAAGCCAUCGUUCGACAGCGUCAUCAAUGAAUUGUCCACAGACAUCAUACUCAAGUCACGUCAAAUAAGCAUGCUUAUAGACUCGCUACCGGGUAUCGGCACGCUUCCAGAGACGCAGCUCAAGAUCAUCGGAGAUCUAGUGGAUGAGCUAGAUGAGGUUGAAAAAGAACGUGAGGCCAAGAUCAAGGAGAAGGAUGAAUUGCUCAAGUGGUGUGAGGAGCUCAUAGUGGAUGUCUCACACGGCAUCUUCAAAACAAGAACGUGA
Candidozyma pseudohaemuli is the source of this 498-nucleotide messenger RNA. It is a transcript of the gene MED21, whose product is annotated as Med21p. Gene Ontology annotation, biological process: regulation of transcription by RNA polymerase II. Gene Ontology annotation, molecular function: transcription coregulator activity. The record is from RefSeq and is a predicted model, not a curated record. The transcript has a single exon. Bases 1 to 498 code for a protein of 165 amino acids. Gene Ontology annotation, cellular component: mediator complex. Lineage: Eukaryota; Fungi; Ascomycota; Pichiomycetes; Serinales; Metschnikowiaceae.